This is a messenger RNA of Elaeis guineensis (African oil palm), 1719 nucleotides long. Lineage: Eukaryota; Viridiplantae; Streptophyta; Magnoliopsida; Arecales; Arecaceae. The record is from RefSeq and is a predicted model, not a curated record.
AUGGACAAGCAAUUUGGAAAAUUUUUGGAAGUCCUGAAGACACUUUACAUCAACAUUCCAUUUACUGAGGCUCUCUCCCAAAUGCCUUCAUAUGCUAAAUUUUUCAAGGAGAUUCUAUCAAAUAAGAGGAAGCUUGAAGAAUAUGAGACUAUAGCUCUCACUGAGGAAUGUAGUGCAAUUAUGCAAAAUAAGCUUCCUCCUAAGCUGAAGGAUCUAGCUCUCGGUGAUCUUGGUGCCAGUGUUAGUCUCAUGCCACUUUCUAUUUGUGAGAAACUGAAAAUGGGAGAGUUGAAGCCAACCACAAUCUCUUUGCAACUAGCGGAUAGGUCUAUUAAGUAUCCAAUUGGUAUAUUGGAAAAUGUUCCACUGAAGGUUGGCAAGUUUUAUGUUCCUAUAGAUUUUGUGGUUCUAGAGGCGGAGGAUGUCCAGAUUUCCAUAAUCUUGAGAAGACCAUUCUUAGUUGCGGUGGGGGUGAUAAUUGAUGUGAAGAAUGGGAGAUUGAUUUUGAAAGUGGGGGAUGAAGAAGUGGAGUUUAACUUAUUUCAAGUAAUGAAAAGGCCGAAUGAAGUGGAUGUUUGCUUAAGAGUGGACAUCAUUGAUGAGCUGGUAAAAGAGGAGUUCAUAAAUGCCACAAUUGAGGAUGAAAAUAUGGAAGUAGUAGCAUAUGCGCAGCUUCUGAAGGAGGUGCUCAUAUCAGCAUCCAUAAUGCAGCCACUGGACUGGACAUUGCCAUUUGAGAUCAUGUGUGAUGCGAGUGACUUUGUUGUGGGAGCUGUACUAGGCCAAAGGAAGGAGAAGAAAGUUUAUGCAAUUUAUUAUGCCAGUAGAAUCUUGGAUGACAUCCAAGUUAAUUAUGCAACUACUGAGAAGGAGUUUUUGGCUGUGGUGUUUGCUGUGGACAAGUUCAGAUCAUAUUUGGGAACAGAAAAUAUGGUAGCUGAUCACCUCUCCUGGCUUAGACAGGAACAUAGAGAUGACUUGGAUGGUGAAUUACCAAUUGAUGAUUUCUUCCUUAAUGAGCAGCUCCUGUCUAUUGCCAGCCGUGCACUACCAUGUACCUCAAAGACUAUAGCAAAAGUGCUUCAAUCAGAUUUUUUCUGGCCAAACUUAUUUAAAGAUGCGAGGAAUUUUGUUCUAGCUUGUGAUAGAUGCCAAAGGACCAGCAAUAUUUCUAAGAGAGAUGAGAUACCCUUGCAUGGUAUUCUUGAGGUUGAAUUAUUUGAUGUGUGGGGCAUUGACUUUAUGGGUCCGUUUCCAUCCUCCUAUGGAAACAAGUAUAUCCUGGUUGGAGUGGAUUAUGUGUCAAAGUGGGUAGAAGCAAUGGCCUCCCUAACCAAUGAUGCUAGUGUAGUGGUGAAACUCCUCAAGAAAUUCAUUUUCACAAGGUUUGGCAGGCCUAGAGCUAUUAUCAGUGAUGGUGGUACUCACUUCUGUAACCACCAAUUUGAGAGGCUCUUGCAAAAGUAUGGGGUGAAGCACAAAAUUGCAAUCCCUUACCAUCCCCAAACUAGUAGGCAGGUGGAAAUAUCUAAUAGGGAGUUGAAGAGUAUUUUGGAGAAGAUGGUGAAUAGCUCAAGAAAGGACUGGUCCUUGAAUCUUGAUGACACCCUAUGGGCGUAUCGCACUGCCUACAAAAACCCCAUAGGUACUACACUAUUCAGAUUAGUUUAUGGGAAAUCAUGCCAUUUGCAUGUAGAAUUGGAGCAUAAGGCAUAUUAG